CGUAAUUGUAACAUGAAUCCUUCCUCUCAUUGAAUCCAUUACAUGAGGUGCCCAUGAGCAGCGAAAAGGAGGAAGGUCCUCAGACGCGGUCUCGCCAACAUAGGUACGCCACAACCUAGCUUCGCGUGAUGUUAUGUGCCACAUGUGGCGCAUUUCCUCUAGCUUUAAAAAUUUUCUUUAAUAGUACACAAAGGUUCGAUGAUCUGCUCUAUCUCAGGCAAUCCGGCUCAGGAGCCAGUCUUAUCUACGAAAUCUGGCCACGUGUUUGAAAAGAGGCUUGUAGAGGAAUACAUCGCGCAGCAUGGGACGGACCCAAUAUCUGGAGAUUCCAUAAGUCUUGAAGAUUUAGUGGCCAUCCAGGUGUCUGCUUCGGACAAGCCACUAGUGGUGCGCGAAUCGGCAUCAACCUCGAUUCCUUCUUUGUUGUCAUUGUUUCAGCGCGAAUGGGAUGCAUUGGCUCUGGAGACAUUUGAGCUACGCAAACAACUGAGUCAGUACAAAAAAGAGCUCAGCUUAGCUUUGUACAAACAGGAUGCAGCAGUGCGAGUCGCCGCAAACGCCAUCAAACAACGCGACGAGUAUAAAAGGGCUCUAGAGGAGCUUACGACGAAGCUUGGAAAGGGAGAGGCCAUAGAGAUCGACACACCAGCGGAACUAACCAACGGAUCACAACCAUUGUCCGAAGAGUACACUAGUCAAUUACUGGAGGCCCAUUCGCAAUUAUAUCAACAGCACCGUUCGCAGAAAUAUAAAUCUCCAAUUGAUGAGAGCUCGCACAUAAAGUUUACAUUACAAGAAGAAUUCAAAAUAUGGGAUGGACAAAAGAAGAAAACAACACUCGUCCAAGCAAAAUUUGACUCUGAAAGAACCAAGCUAUUGCUUGCAUAUUCGGAAAACGUUAUUGUGAUAUACGAUUUGCUUCAAAAUAGGCUUAUCAAUCGGCAUACGCUUCCUAAGCGAAACAAAAUUUGCUAUUUGCAGUGGCUCAAUGAACAUAAGUAUGCGUACGCCUCCACCGAUGGGACAGUCCAUAUUGUUGAAGGCGAAUCGGAAACAAAGAUUCAACUGGAAAAGAAGUCAAUCACGAGCAUUUUGGCCCAUCCCUUACUACCGUAUCUGAUCAUAGCACAGGCCGACAGGCUAUAUAUAUUCGACGGAGAAAUUAAGCUAUACGAGUCAAAUCCUUUUGAAUUCAAUAUUUGUGAGAUGGCUCUGCAUCAAGAUGGUUUAUUCCUAGGCUUAUGCUUUGAAAAUAACGUCGUUCAAAUUUUCAAUAUUGCAAAAAGCUCUGUCGAGCUCAACGUUGCCAUUGACUCGCUUGGCAGUGUCGAGAAGAUAGAUAAACUUCUAUUUGCACCAAAUGGCUACUCUUUGGUGAUGCAUUGUUCCACCGACUCGGGCUCGAAAGUUGGAAUAUAUGAUUUGAGGAAAGACGUCUUUCAAGCUGUAUUGGAUUCUCCAGGUAGUGCUGUUCUUGCUAUUGACAGGGCUUCGUCAUAUCUUUUUAAUGAUCAGACGCUAUUCAGAUACUACAAAAAGAACAAGAAAUGGAGCUCUGAGGCUGCACAAAUACCUGAUCUCGCCCAGGACGUGAUUGUCAAUCUUGAAAUUAAGUGUUUAGAGGACCAUUAUGAGGUUUUAGCCGUUUUGAAAGACGGAACUCUAAAGAAGUACUCACUGAAUGCAGAUGUAUAAUUAGAUAUAUUAUUGUAACAUAAUAAAUAGACGAGCAAUCCGCCGUUUUCUAUCAUCGUCUCGGUAAAAAAAAAGCUGGGCAUAUUCGGCAUCUCAAAAUAAAAUUUGAAACCUGAUAAAAUACCGACCGAGACAUAAAUUUGACUUGGAAUGAAAAGUGUAGUCUUUCUGCCCCUGAAGAGGACUUCCCAUAGCGAAGCUCUCAUAAAGGAAGCAACAAAAGACACCCGAUGGGGGCCGACUACUGCGGAGUUGAACCAGCUAUCUCGGCUUUCAAACCACCCGCGCGACUUGGGUUUGAUCACCAAAGAAUUGUCCCGCAAACUGCGUUCCAAAAGCCCCAUUCAAAUUCACAAAGCGCUAUCGAUUGUGCUUUAUAUGUUACAGACCUCGUCAUCUGAGUUUGUUUCUUGGCUGACAAUGAAUCAAUAUUCGAUCAGAACCCUCAGGGAAUAUCAGAUAGAUACACGCCGAAAACACGUCGAGGACGCCCAACUCGCUUUUAACAUUCGCAACAAGGCAUCUGAAAUCCUCAGGUUGCUCGAAAACCGAGAGCUUUUGAGACAAAAACGUCAAGAAUUCAUAACUUUCAGAGAAGAGAUGAAAUUGCCAACUCCUCGAUCUUCAUUGGAUAUGCCAAGCCGGAGUUCAUUCACAGGUGAACGCAAUUGCAAAUCAUUGGAAAUAAAUAGAGCCGACCUUUUCCGUGAAUUGGAUGCCUGCUCGUCCUCAUCAGAUGAGGAAAGAGAACGUCGAGGAAGCAUGCUUAGUAAUAUCUUGGAGCUAGAAGAAGAGGUGAAUCAUUUUGAACCCAGGUCAACGCGGAUCUGAUAAACCAACAUCAAUUAUGAGCUAUCACAUUCUGCUACUUAGUAUCAAGACAAUUUUGUCGUCGCGUCGAUUGUGACUUAAAUCAAUAAUUAAUAGCCAGCCGCACCCCGCCAGAAAGUUCUGGCAUAAUAUAUAAUGCGCCACAAAUAUAAAAGUAACCGCCA
This is a messenger RNA of Ogataea polymorpha, 2690 nucleotides long. RefSeq lists its product as uncharacterized. Gene Ontology annotation, biological process: mRNA splicing, via spliceosome; DNA repair; protein ubiquitination. The transcript has a single exon. Bases 199 to 1695 code for a protein of 498 amino acids. The record is from RefSeq and is a predicted model, not a curated record. Gene Ontology annotation, cellular component: cytoplasm; U2-type catalytic step 1 spliceosome; Prp19 complex. NCBI's taxonomy places the organism in Eukaryota, Fungi, Ascomycota, Pichiomycetes, Pichiales, Pichiaceae. Gene Ontology annotation, molecular function: protein binding; ubiquitin protein ligase activity.